UCCUGGAUGGAGUCACAGAGAUAUCACAACACAGAGAGUUCGGUAGCGCCAUGUCUGCCUCUGAAUGGAAGAAGCGAUGCGAGGCCGAGUACGGUCUGCAGGGCGCUCCGAUGCCCGACAGCGUAGACUGGAAGUCCGUGUUUGAAGCCAAACCUUUCGGGAGAAAUUUACUGAAGAACCCUUCGCCUCACGGUUUGAGCAAGGACUCCCCUCCACCUGAACCUCAGCAGUCUCAAGUGUUAAUACGUGGACCUCCGCGUUUUCAACCCAACGGUGACUUCAGCGGCUGGACCACAAGCACGGAAGUCCUCCCUUAUGACACCAGCGGCAUCCCAGAGGGCGUUGCAAUCUGUGCAUUGCCUCAGUACAGCUGGUUCUCCAUGGAGCAGGUUGUGGACCUGAAGGCAGAGGGACUGUGGGAAGAGCUGCUCGAUGAUUUUCAGCCUGAAAUAGUCAUCCAAGACUGGUAUGAGGAGAGUCAGCUGCAUAAGUCCAUCUACCAGCUGCAUGUCAAAUUACUGGGUGCAGAUAAGAGUACAGUGAUCUCCGAAUACUCUGUUAGCCCGACUGAGGACCUCAGCACUUACUCACACACGUGGAAGGAGGUGUCACAUGUGUUCUCUGGCUAUGGACCUGGGGUGAGAUAUGUCCAUUUCCUGCACCGACUGAAGAACAGCUUCUUGAAUGACUUCUUCCCCACAUUGUUCACUGGCAGCUCAGUGAUUGUCAGACUGCCCCAAAACCAGCUCCUGGUCUGAAUCCCACUGAAACUAUGCAGAUAUAGUUGCAUCCUAAUGAUGGAACAUUACAAAGUUAUUUUGGGGGUUGGUUUUAAAUAGUUUUAAUAUUGCAUUAUUGGCAUUAUUUUCAAAAUAAAACUGGUUUCUGCAAUAAUAAAAAGCAUUUUUUUUAUUUCACA
Scatophagus argus is the source of this 919-nucleotide messenger RNA. RefSeq names its product P1, F-box associated domain containing (gene nccrp1). Gene Ontology annotation, molecular function: ubiquitin protein ligase activity. Lineage: Eukaryota; Metazoa; Chordata; Actinopteri; Scatophagidae. Gene Ontology annotation, cellular component: SCF ubiquitin ligase complex; cytoplasm. The coding region runs from base 51 to 758 and encodes 235 amino acids. Gene Ontology annotation, biological process: glycoprotein catabolic process; SCF-dependent proteasomal ubiquitin-dependent protein catabolic process. The transcript is spliced from 6 exons. The record is from RefSeq and is a predicted model, not a curated record.